Molecule: messenger RNA, 1486 nt
Organism: Cajanus cajan (pigeon pea)
Lineage: Eukaryota; Viridiplantae; Streptophyta; Magnoliopsida; Fabales; Fabaceae
Product: FkbM family methyltransferase
Source: RefSeq, a predicted model, not a curated record
AAACACCAAAAUGGUCCAUAGUAAAUAAAACACACUUCAUUUACUCUCUCUCUCUGAAGAAAAGGAACACUUGGUUCCUUGGCUUCUUGCUCUAAGCACUUUGUUCACCAUCUCGCAGAUCCAAAUCUGAAAUAGAAUCCCCUGAAGCUUUGAUCGAUAGCUGACACAGUCCUUUUCCAUGGCCAAUGCCUGGAAAAGAGAUAAACCCACGCGACUACUCUCUCCCAAGUUACUCUUCCUACUCUUCUCCUUCAUUCUCAUCCUCUUCUUCUGCUUCUGCUUCUUAUUCCUCACCUCGCGCCCCUCAAACCCUAACCCUACCCUCACAGCCCUCAAUGCUCGCAUCUCCUUCAAUGCAAUUUCCCCCUUCGACUGCACCGGAUCCCCGCAGGCCCACCCCGUCGUCGCCAACACCGUCGAAGGCGUUCGUCACCCCUUCAUGUUCUCCCUCUCCGACUUCGGAACCCUACCCGACAAGCCCCACAAGAACAUCGUGAGGAUGCUCAAAGGGAAGCCCUUUCGCAAGCCCGACAUCUCCGUCACCGUUCAGGAGGUUCUGGAGAAGGCCAAGGCCGAAGGCAGAGAUGGGUUUUUCGUCGACGUGGGUGCCAAUGUUGGCAUGGCCUCCUUCGCCGCCUCCGCUAUGGGGUUUCGGGUUUUGGCCUUCGAGCCUGUGUUUGAGAAUUUGCAGAAGAUCUGUGAGGGGAUUUACUUCAAUAGAGUUGCGGAUUUGGUCACUGUGUUUGAGGCUGCUGCGUCGGAUCGCAUUGGUAACAUUACCGUUCACAAGUUGGUUGGUAGGCUGGACAACAGUGCGAUCUCUGCCACAGGUGCAAAGAUGGCAUUCAAGUCCAAUGAAGAGAUAGCUUUUCAAGUAAGGACUGUUCCUCUUGAUGAAGUGAUUCCAAAAUCAGAGCGCGUGCUUCUGCUUAAAAUAGAUGUUCAGGGAUGGGAAUAUCACGUUCUUAAAGGAGCAUCAAAGUUGCUAUCAAGAAAAGGAAGCCAAGCCCCAUAUCUCAUAUACGAAGAAGAUGAGCGCUUGUUACAGGCCAGCAAUAGCACUGCAAAAGAGAUUCGAGACUUCCUCCGUAGUGUGGGUUAUCAUGAUUGCACCCAACAUGGCACAGAUGCACACUGCAUCAAGAAGGAUUGAUUAUAAUUUUGGUUUUCAGUUUUUUGUUGCCUAGAUGGAUAACCGAGUUAUUGCCAGUUGACCAUGUCAACCAUUUAUUGAGUGGUGAAUUGAUUGCCAAUGCUGAUGGGUACGAGUUAAGACGGGUGGCAACUACACCGCUAACUACAAGCUGCUUCGUGAUCUCUUUCUAUCCACGAAGUUUGAAAUGCGUGUUCUUGGACAAGCAUUUCCUUUAAUUGUGAUUAUUGGGUAUAUUUGUUUGGGUUUAGUACUUGUAUACAGGGCCUUUAUUUGUAGGCAUUCAUUAAAUGCGUUUCUCGAAUUUCCAAUUAUAUAUUAAAACCUGCUUAA